AUGUCGUACAAUGCAGCCAAGCCACGUCCAAUUGUUCUUUGUGGGCCCUCUGGAUCUGGCAAAUCCACGCUGUUGAAGCGACUGUUCAAGGAAUUUCCAGAGCAGUUUGGAUUUAGCAUUUCUCACACAUCUCGUAAACCUCGCCCAGGUGAAACUGAUGGUGUCGACUACCAUUUUAGCGAGCGGGAGGUUCUCAAGACAAAGAUUUCUGAAGGGAAAUUUGUCGAGAGUGCCGAGUUCUCUGGCAACAUUUAUGGUACAUCGUACCAAGCAGUGCAGAGCGUACUUGAACAAGGCAAGAAUGUGAUUCUCGACAUUGACAUGCAAGGAGUGAUUCAAUUGCAAUCCAGGGUGCAGUCGGGAACCUCGCCUUUCACCAACCCGCCACUGUGUAUCUUUGUAGCACCACCAUCAAUUGAAAAAUUGAAGGAGCGACUGACUGGUAGAGGAACAGAGACAAAAGACUCGGCAGAAGCUCGACUGAAUGCAGCGAUCAAAGAAAUGCAAUGGGGAAAGGCCAAUGGAAGUGUGGAUGUAGUGGUAGUCAAUGAUGAGCUGGAUCGAGCCUAUGCAGAUUUAAAGCGGGCAAUUUUCGAGUAA
Messenger RNA from Batrachochytrium dendrobatidis JAM81, 600 nucleotides. RefSeq lists its product as uncharacterized. Gene Ontology annotation, biological process: purine nucleotide metabolic process. The transcript has 3 exons. Gene Ontology annotation, molecular function: GMP kinase activity. Gene Ontology annotation, cellular component: cytosol. Bases 1 to 600 code for a protein of 199 amino acids. The record is from RefSeq and is a predicted model, not a curated record. NCBI's taxonomy places the organism in Eukaryota, Fungi, Chytridiomycota, Chytridiomycetes, Rhizophydiales.